Messenger RNA from Sorex araneus (European shrew), 10353 nucleotides. It is a transcript of the gene USP24, whose product is annotated as ubiquitin specific peptidase 24. Gene Ontology annotation, biological process: protein deubiquitination. The coding region runs from base 80 to 7978 and encodes 2632 amino acids. NCBI's taxonomy places the organism in Eukaryota, Metazoa, Chordata, Mammalia, Eulipotyphla, Soricidae. The transcript has 68 exons. The record is from RefSeq and is a predicted model, not a curated record. Gene Ontology annotation, cellular component: nucleus; cytosol. Gene Ontology annotation, molecular function: cysteine-type deubiquitinase activity; protein binding; cysteine-type endopeptidase activity.
CGCGGCGCACGGGCGCGGGGACGGCGCGCGGGGAGCGGCGCGGCGCGGCCCGCCAGGCCCCGCAGCCCAGGCCCGCGCCAUGGAGUCGGAGGAGGAGCAGCACAUGACCACGCUGCUGUGCAUGGGCUUCUCGGACCCCGCCACCAUCCGCAAGGCCCUGCGCCUGGCCAAGAACGACAUCAACGAGGCCGUGGCGCUGCUCACCAACGAGCGGCCGGGCCUCGACUACGGCGGCUACGAGCCCAUGGACAGCGGCGGCGGCGGCGGCGGCCCCGGGCCCGGGCCCGGCGGGGGCUCGCGGGGCGACGGCGGCGGCGGCGACGGCAGCGGCGGCCCCGGCGGCGGCGGCGGCGGUGGCGGCUCCGGCUCCUCCCGGGGCGGGGGCGGCGGCGGCGGCUUCGACCCCCCGCCCGCCUACCACGAGGUGGUGGACGCCGAGAAGAAUGAUGAAAAUGGAAACUGCUCCGGAGAAGGAAUUGAGUUCCCCACCACGAACUUGUACGAGCUGGAAAGCCGCGUCCUGACAGACCAUUGGUCCAUCCCAUACAAGCGAGAGGAGUCCCUCGGCAAGUGCCUGCUGGCCUCCACCUACCUGGCGAGACUGGGUCUCUCUGAGUCUGAUGAGAAUUGCAAAAGAUUUAUGGACAGGUGUAUGCCUGAAGCAUUUAAAAAGCUCCUGACGUCAAGUGCUGUUCACAAGUGGGGCACUGAAAUUCAUGAAGGGAUCUACAACAUGUUGAUGCUGUUAAUAGAACUUGUUGCAGAGAGAAUAAAACAAGACCCAAUUCCCAUUGGUCUCCUGGGGGUGCUUACAAUGGCUUUCAAUCCUGAUAAUGAAUACCAUUUUAAAAACAGAAUGAAAGUGUCCCAAAGGAAUUGGGCAGAAGUGUUUGGAGAGGGGAAUAUGUUUGCUAUUUCACCUGUAUCUACUUUCCAAAAGGAGCCUCAUGGAUGGGUUGUAGACUUGGUGAAUAAGUUCGGAGAAUUAGGUGGAUUUGCUGCGAUCCAAGCUAAGCUUCAUUCAGAAGAUAUAGAACUUGGGGCAGUCUCAGCGCUGGUGCAGCCCUUGGGUGUGUGUGCCGAGUACCUCAACUCCUCCGUGGUGCAGCCUAUGCUGGAUCCGGUCAUCCUCACCACCAUCCAGGAUGUGCGGGGCGUGGAGGAAAAGGACCUCAAAGACAAGAGAUUGGUUAGCAUCCCUGAGCUCUUGUCUGCCAUCAAGCUACUUUGCAUGCGCUUCCAGCCGGACCUGGUGACGGUGGUGGACGAUCUCCGACUGGACAUCCUCCUGCGUAUGCUCAAGUCCCCGCACUUCAGUGCUAAAAUGAACUCCCUUAAAGAGGUGACCAAACUGAUUGAAGACAGCACUUUAUCCAAGUCUGUGAAGAACGCGAUAGACACAGACAGAUUGUUAGAUUGGCUCGUCGAAAACUCAGUCCUGUCGAUUGCGUUGGAAGGCAACAUAGACCAAGCACAAUACUGUGAUCGUAUAAAGGGGAUUAUUGAACUUUUGGGCAGUAAGUUGUCUUUAGAUGAGCUCACUAAAAUUUGGAAGAUCCAGUCAGGACAAUCGUCUACUGUGAUCGAGAACAUACAUACCAUCAUAGCUGCAGCCGCUGUGAAGUUUAAUGCCGACCAGCUUAAUCACCUGUUUGUUCUCAUCCAAAAGAGCUGGGAGACGGAGAGCGACCGAGUGCGCCAGAAGCUCCUCAGCCUGAUCGGACGCAUAGGCCGGGAGGCGCGCUUUGAGGCCACCUCUGGAAAGGUGUUAGACGUGCUCUGGGAGCUGGCCCACCUCCCCACGCUGCCCAGCAGCCUCAUCCAGCAGGCGCUGGAGGAGCACCUGACCAUCCUGAGCGACGCCUACGCGGUGAAGGAGGCCAUCAAGAGGAGCUACAUCAUCAAGUGCAUUGAAGACAUCAAAAGGCCUGGAGAAUGGUCAGGUUUGGACAAAAACAAGAAGGAUGGAUUCAAGUCAUCUCAACUUAACAAUCCCCAGUUUGUAUGGGUGGUACCAGCUUUGCGUCAGCUCCAUGAAAUCACUCGCUCAUUCAUAAAACAGACCUAUCAAAAGCAAGACAAGAGCAUUAUUCAAGACUUGAAGAAAAACUUUGAAAUAGUGAAACUGGUGACUGGCAGCUUGAUCGCCUGUCACCGGCUUGCGGCUGCCGUGGCUGGGCCUGGAGGCCUCACUGGUUCGACGCUGGUGGAUGGCCGGUACACGUACCGGGAGUAUUUAGAGGCCCAUCUAAAAUUUCUGGCAUUUUUCUUGCAAGAAGCUACUCUCUAUCUUGGCUGGAAUCGUGCCAAGGAAAUCUGGGAAUGUCUUGUGACUGGUCAGGAUGUCUGUGAAUUAGAUAGAGAGAUGUGUUUUGAAUGGUUUACCAAAGGGCAACAUGAUCUCGAGAGUGAUGUGCAGCAGCAGCUUUUCAAGGAGAAAAUUCUUAAAUUGGAGUCAUAUGAAAUCACUAUGAAUGGUUUUAACUUAUUCAAGACAUUUUUUGAAAAUGUGAACCUCUGUGAUCAUCGAUUGAAAAGACAAGGAGCUCAGUUGUACGUUGAGAAGCUGGAAUUGAUAGGAAUGGAUUUCAUUUGGAAAAUAGCCAUGGAGUCCCCUGAUGAAGAAAUUGCUAAUGAAGCUAUUCAGUUAAUCAUAAACUAUAGUUACAUUAAUCUGAAUCCUAGAUUGAAAAAGGAUUCUGUAUCAUUACAUAAGAAAUUCAUUGCUGAUUGCUACACAAGACUAGAAGCAGCCAGUUCAGCACUUGGUGGCCCCACGUUAACACAUGCCGUGACCAGAGCAACCAAGAUGCUCACGGCAACGGCCAUGCCCACCGUAGCGACUUCCGUGCAGUCUCCGUACAGAUCCACUAAGCUUGUAAUCAUCGAGAGAUUGCUGCUGCUGGCAGAACGCUAUGUGAUCACUAUCGAGGAUUUUUACUCUGUUCCACGAACUAUUCUACCUCACGGUGCCUCGUUUCAUGGACAUCUUUUAACUCUAAAUGUUACUUACGAGUCUACCAAAGAUACUUUCACUGUCGAGGCCCACAGUAACGAGACCAUCGGGAGUGUCCGGUGGAAGAUCGCCAAGCAGCUGUACUCCCCCGUGGACAACAUACAGAUAUUCACCAAUGACAGUCUGCUGACGGUGAACAAAGAUCAGAAGCUUCUCCACCAGCUGGGCUUUUCUGAUGAGCAAGUGCUGACAGUGAAGACGUCGGGCAGCGGGACCCCGUCCGGGAGCUCGGCAGACUCCUCCACCAGCUCCAGCUCCAGCAGCAGCGGGGUCUUCAGCUCCUCCUACGCCAUGGAGCAGGAGAAAUCCCUCCCCGGCGUGGUGAUGGCGCUCGUGUGCAAUGUCUUUGACAUGCUUUACCAGCUGGCCAACCUCGAAGAGCCCAGGAUAACGCUGCGAGUCCGGAAGCUGUUGCUCUUGAUACCCACCGACCCGGCCAUCCAGGAGGCCCUGGAUCAGCUUGACUCGCUGGGGAGGAAGAAAACGUUGCUGUCUGACGCGAGUUCUCAGUCCUCCAAGUCCCCCUCCCUGGCCUCCAAGCAGCAGCACCAGCCCAGCGCUAGUUCCAUCCUGGAGAGUCUCUUCCGCUCCUUCGCGCCGGGCAUGUCCACCUUCAGAGUGCUCUACAACCUCGAGGUUCUGAGCUCCAAACUCAUGCCAACGGCUGAUGAUGACAUGGCAAGAAACUGUGCGAAGUCCUUCUGUGAGAACUUCCUCAAAGCGGGAGGCUUGAGCUUGGUAGUGAACGUCAUGCAGAGGGACUCCAUCCCCUCGGAAGUCGACUACGAGACGCGGCAGGGCGUGUACUCCAUCUGUCUGCAGCUCGCCCGAUUCUUACUUGUGGGACAGACCAUGCCCACGUUACUGGAUGAAGACCUCACCAAAGACGGCAUCGAAGCCCUUUCCUCCCGCCCCUUCCGGAACGUCAGCCGGCAGUCGAGCCGGCAGAUGUCACUGUGCGGCACCCCCGAGAAGUCCUCCUACCGGCAGCUGUCGGUGUCCGACAGGUCCUCCAUCCGAGUGGAGGAGAUCAUCCCGGCUGCCCGAGUGGCCAUCCAGACAAUGGAAGUAAGUGAUUUCACUGCCACCGUGGCUUGUUUCAUGAGAUUGUCAUGGGCUGCAGCUGCUGGACGACUAGACCUUGUUGGGAGUAGCCAACCAAUUAAAGAAAGCAAUUCUCUGUUUCCUGCUGGGAUUCGAAACAGACUUAGCAGUUCAGGGAGCACCUGCAGCUCGGGGAGCGAAGGCGACCCGGUGGCGCUGCACGCGGGCAUCUGCGUGCGCCAGCAGUCCGUGUCCACCAAAGACUCGCUGAUCGCGGGGGAGGCGCUGUCCCUGCUCGUCACCUGCCUCCAGCUCCGGAGCCAGCAGCUCGCAUCUUUCUAUAGCUUGCCCUGCGUGGCCGACUUCAUCAUCGAUAUUCUGCUUGGCUCGCCCAGUGCUGAGAUUCGCAGGGUCGCCUGUGACCAGCUGUACACUCUCAGUCAGACGGACACUUCAGCUCAUCCAGAUGUGCAGAAGCCAAAUCAGUUUCUCCUGGGCGUGAUUCUCACAGCUCAGCUGCCUCUCUGGUCCCCAACCAGUAUUAUGAGAGGCGUCAAUCAGAGACUGUUGUCUCAGUGCAUGGAAUAUUUUGAUCUGAGGUGCCAAUUAUUAGAUGACCUAACAACUUCUGAAAUGGAGCAGUUAAGAAUCAGCCCAGCUACCAUGCUUGAAGAUGAAAUUACUUGGCUGGAUAACUUCGAGCCUAACCGCACAGCCGAAUGUGAGACCAGUGAAGCGGACAAUAUCUUACUGGCAGGCCACUUGCGGCUCAUCAAGACGCUGCUGUCUCUCUGCGGGGCGGAGAAGGAGAUGCUGGGUUCAUCACUCAUUAAACCACUGUUAGAUGACUUCCUUUUCCGAGCCUCUAGAAUCAUCUUAAACAGUCAUUCUCCAGCCGGCACUGCCGCCAUCAGCCAGCAGGACUUUCAUCCAAAGUGCAGUACAGUGAACAGCCGACUGGCAGCCUAUGAAGUUCUCGUGAUGUUGGCUGAUAGCUCACCUUCCAAUCUGCAGAUCAUCACAAAAGAGCUGCUGUCCAUGCACCACCAGCCUGACCCUGCUCUCACCAAGGAGUUUGAUUACCUCCCCCCAGUGGACAGCAGGUCCAGCUCAGGCUUCGUGGGGCUGAGGAACGGCGGGGCUACGUGCUACAUGAACGCGGUCUUCCAGCAACUCUACAUGCAGCCCGGGCUCCCCGAGUCCUUACUGUCGGUGGAUGACGACACAGACAAUCCGGAUGACAGUGUGUUCUACCAAGUGCAGUCUCUCUUUGGGCAUCUGAUGGAAAGCAAGCUGCAGUACUACGUACCCGAGAACUUCUGGAAGAUUUUCAAGAUGUGGAACAAAGAACUUUACGUGAGAGAGCAGCAGGAUGCAUAUGAGUUCUUCACGAGUCUCAUUGACCAGAUGGACGAGUAUCUCAAGAAAAUGGGGAGAGACCAGAUUUUUAAGAAUACUUUUCAGGGAAUCUACUCAGAUCAGAAGAUUUGUAAAGACUGUCCUCACAGGUAUGAGCGAGAGGAGGCUUUCAUGGCUCUCAACCUGGGAGUCACCUCUUGUCAGAGCUUGGAGAUUUCUCUGGACCAGUUUGUUAGAGGAGAAGUUCUAGAAGGAAGUAAUGCGUAUUACUGUGAAAAGUGCAAAGAAAAGAGAAUAACGGUGAAAAGGACCUGUAUCAAGUCUCUGCCUAGCGUCUUGGUGAUCCACCUGAUGAGAUUUGGAUUUGAUUGGGAGAGCGGACGCUCCAUUAAAUACGAUGAACAAAUAAGGUUUCCCUGGAUGUUAAAUAUGGAGCCGUACACCGUUUCGGGAAUGGCUCGCCAAGAUUCAUCCUCAGAAGUUGGUGAAAAUGGACGAAAUCUGGACCAGGGAGGUGGAGGAUCCCCACGGAAGAAGGUCGCCCUGACGGAGAACUACGAGCUCGUGGGCGUGAUCGUGCACAGCGGGCAGGCGCAUGCGGGCCACUACUACUCCUUCAUCAAGGACAGGCGGGGGUGUGGAAAGGGAAAGUGGUAUAAGUUUAAUGACACCGUUAUAGAGGAAUAUGAGCUAAACGAUGAGACGCUGGAAUAUGAAUGCUUCGGAGGAGAGUACAGACCAAAAGUUUACGAUCAGACAAACCCGUAUACUGACGUCCGCCGGAGAUACUGGAACGCCUACAUGCUCUUCUACCAAAGGGUGUCUGAUCAGAACUCCCCCGUGCUACCAAAGAAAAGUCGGGUCAGCGUGGUGCGGCAGGAGGCCGAGGAUCUGUCUCUGUCGGCGCCGUCAUCCCCAGAAAUUUCGCCGCAGUCGUCCCCGCGGCCCCACCGGCCCAACAGCGACCGGCUCUCGAUCCUCACCAGGCUGGUGAAGAAGGGGGAGAAGAAGGGCCUCUUCGUGGAGAAGAUGCCCGUGCGGAUCCACCAGAUGGUGAGAGAUGAAAACCUCAAGUUCAUGAAGAACAGAGAUGUGUACAGCAGUGAUUAUUUCAGUUUCGUUUUGUCUUUGGCAUCAUUGAAUGCGACGAAGCUCAAGCACCCGUAUUACCCUUGCAUGGCCAAGGUGAGCCUGCAGCUGGCCAUUCAGUUCCUGUUCCAAACUUAUCUCCGGACUAAGAAAAAACUCAGGGUUGACACUGAAGAGUGGAUCGCUACUAUCGAAGCAUUACUUUCAAAGAGUUUCGAUGCUUGUCAGUGGCUGGUUGAAUAUUUUAUUAGCUCCGAAGGACGAGAAUUGGUCAAGAUUUUCCUGCUGGAGUGCAACGUGCGGGAGGUCCGCGUGGCCGUGGCGACCAUCCUGGAGAAGACCCUCGACAGUGCCUUGUUCUAUCAGGAGAAGCUGAAAAGCCUUCACCAGUUGCUGGAGGUACUGCUUGCUCUGUUGGACAAAGAUGUUCCAGAAAAUUGUAAAAACUGUGCUCAGUACUUUUCCCUGUUCAACACUUUUGUACAAAAGCAAGGGAUCCGGGCGGGGGACCUGCUGCUGAGGCACUCGGCCCUGCGACACAUGAUCAGCUUCCUGCUGGGCCCCACGCGGCAGAACAACCAGAUCCGACGCUGGAGCUCGGCGCAGGCGCGAGAGUUCGGGAAUCUCCACAACACCGUGGCGCUGCUCGUCCUGCUCUCGGACGUCUCCUCCCAGCGCAACGUCGCUCCUGGCAUCUUCAAGCAACGGCCACCCAUCAGCAUCGCCCCCUCGAGCCCGCUGCUGCCCCUCCACGAGGAGGUGGAGGCGCUGCUGUUCCUGUCCGAGGGGAAGCCCUACCUGCUAGAGGUCAUGUUCGCUCUGCGCGAGCUGCCAGGCUCGCUGCUGGCCCUCAUGGAGAUGGUGGUGUACAGCUGCUUCUGCAACGAGCUCUUCUCCUUCACCGUGCUGCACUUCAUCAAGAACCAACUAGAAACUGCGCCUCCCCAUGAGUUGAAGAAUACGUUCCAGCUGCUCCAUGAGAUCUUGGUCAUUGAAGACCCCAUUCAAGUCGAGCGAGUGAAAUUCGUGUUUGAGACCGAAAACGGGUUGUUAGCGCUCAUGCAUCACAGCAAUCACGUGGACAGCAGCCGCUGCUACCAGUGCGUCAAAUUUCUUGUAACUCUUGCUCAAAAGUGUCCUGCUGCUAAAGAGUACUUCAAGGAGAAUUCCCACCACUGGAGCUGGGCCGUCCAGUGGCUGCAGAAGAAGAUGUCGGAACAUUACUGGACGCCCCAGAGUAACAUCUCGAACGAGACCUCGACCGGAAAGACCUUCCAGAGGACCAUUUCCGCGCAGGACACGCUGGCCUACGCCACGGCGCUGCUAAACGAGAAGGAGCAGUCGGGCAGCAGCAACGGGUCGGAGAGCAGCCCCGCCAACGAGAACGGGGAGCGGCACCUGCAGCAGGGCUCCGAGUCACCCAUGAUGAUCGGCGAGCUGAGGAGUGACCUGGACGACGUGGAUCCCUAGGAACGAGCCAGUCCCCGUAGGGUGGGCCGCAGUCCGAGCUCUCCGAGCCUGCCGGACUCUGGAGACUGGCCUCGAGGGUUGCUUGCAGGGCCGGGCGUGGGGCUCCGCACCUUGGGGCCCGCUGGACAGCAGGACCCCGGCCGGGGCCGCCGAGCUGGCCCGGGACACAGUCCCGGCGUGGAUUCCCGUUCUCGUGGAGACUCCAGGGAGGAAAGCUGGCGGCAGACUUGUGUCAUGGACAUCCAGGAGGAAGGGUGACGCUGUUGCUUUCUGAUGCUACAAAAGAAAUCCCUCUGGUUUUAUAUUUUAAAAAAGAAAAAAAAAGAAGAAAAAAAAAAAAGCAAGCUGCCUUUCGAUAUGUGGGGGGGAUUUUUAAUCUUUCUGUAACAUUGCUUAGGACUCUCCGACUCCAGGUGGCGUACAGGCUCACGGUCAGACUCCUCCCCGUUGUAAAAUAGUAGUCAGAGCGUCUCGCCCAUGCAGGCCUUUGUAUUUAAUACGUCUCCUCUUUGUACAGUCCCAGCUGGCCCAGGCGGGAGGCCCGGCUCGAGCUCGGACCUGGACGGGCGUGGCCAGGCUCCGUGGGGAAGGACUCCGCUCUUUUUUUUAAGGGUUUUUUUUCCCUGAUAUAAUUGAGUUUGUAAAGAGCCACUCAGCCAAGUCCGACGAGCCGCUGUGUGUGCCCCCCCAGAGCAGAGACCGUGGUCUUCGACCUUAGCCCCUACAGAGGCAAAGUUGCUCCCGGAACAAAUUUUAAAAACAGCAAAAUAAAAAGCACUUUAAGAUACAAUUCUGUUGAGUCUGACUCCAUCGCAUCAUCUUUUUCCUGCUCGGAGACAUGCUGAAUAAACUGUAGUCUUAAGCCUCGUGCUGAUCUGCCAUCCUUUGCUCGUGCUCGGAAUGUCACUUCGGAACCGUUCCGUGGGCCCGUCGCAUCGCGCACGAAGUCCAACGAUUUGGGAGGCAACGGCUGCGGGUUUCUGGCGGUUGCCACAGAGACGGAACCCCGGCUGGGUUUCUCCCACAGUUGCCAGAUCCUACUGAAGAGUCGGGGCAAGAUUCCCUUUCCCAGAAGGUUCUAGAAAGCAGUGGAACCCUCCCCCCUCCAGCCCCCCGUCCAUUUCCUUCUGUUCACCGCACACAGCACCGUUCUCUCUCCUCAGGUCCGGCACAGGCCUCCCGGGGCGGGGGUGGGCUCAUGCCAGCACCGCUCACGUGUCUUGUGGGUUUUGGACUGAGUUGCUCCCCGAGUUGUGUGCCCCUCAGCUGCGUGUUUGGCCUUACUUCCCCCACCGUGCACAGAGCUGGGGGGAGCCCUCAGGACCCCCCAGCCGCCACUUUCAGACAGGCUCCGAGGCACGGCCGGCCGCCCAGUGCCUUUCUGGUCGCUCUUGCGAUUUGUGCGGGCACGAGACAGCGCCACCUCCCCACUGUGCACGCCCCACGCCCGCCCCCCGACUCCCGACUCCCCGGUGCAGAGUCCUCGGACGCCUGCCACACCCCGACUCCUCUCCCUCCCCGCGUCCCCCAGGCUGUGGGCCAGUGCCCACGGCGCUGAUUCCUGCAGUUCUGAAUUUGAUUCUUGGAGCUGGUUUUGGACGCACAGAUGCAAGCCCCUGUCCCGCCGUGCCUCCGCACCCCAGGCCUCGCGGGAGGAGGGCGUGGGGUGUGACACAGGAGCUCGUCGCUGGUGGCCUCUCGCGCCAGAGCCCCCACCGGGGAGCGAGAGUGAGACGGCCGCCCGGAGUCCCUAUUUCCUAUGGAAACGGACCCCCCCGCGGCAGCUCUGUCUGACGCCUGCGCUUCUGCCCCCGCUGUGGCGAGCCCCUCUCCCCUCUGCCGGUGACCACUGGAUUCCCAGCCCACGGCCUGCGAACCUGCUGAUGAGUCCUGACCCGGGCAGCCGAGGGACCGCGACCCCAGGCCUUGUGAGAGCCGUCGUUUCUACUGCCAAUUUUUUGGGUGAAGAUGUUUCUAUGAAUCUCUUUAAACAGUCUGCAGAGCAAGUAGAAACCGCGCACCUGCUCGGGGCCGCGUGUCCUCGAGAGACGCCCUCCACGGGCCCUUCCUGGCAGGGCCAUCUGCCAGGCCUCGACUCCGAGGAAGUCCUGGCAUGGUCACCUGCAGCUCAGACCAGUCGCAGGACCCCGACUGCCCUUCCUGCCCCUCCCACCCCCCAGCACCCGCCAGCACUGAGAGGUGUGGUCAGCGGGAGCUGCCCUUCUGCUACCUCUCGUGGACACGACCUCGUUCAUCAAGUUCUGAAAAAAAGUCGAUGACAAAGACUAGGGGGGAGUCCUCAGUUCCAAACUCGGUUAAUGUAUUGGCAGCGUUCUUAGCUUCUAAGGAUAUAAAAUAAAUUUUUCAAAAAUGUA